AGAGGAGGAGGAGGAGGAGGAGGGAGACGGCGGAGGCGGCGGCGGCGGCGAGAGGAUGAACAACAAGUUCGACGCCUUGAAAGAUGACGACAGUGGCGACCAUGACCAGAACGAAGAAAACAGCACACAGAAAGACGGUGAGAAGGAAAAAACUGAGCGAGAUAAAAGCCAGACCAGCAGCAAGAGGAAGGCUGUUGUCCCCGGACCCGCGGAACAUCCCUUGCAGUACAACUAUACCUUCUGGUACUCCAGACGGACACCCGGACGGCCCACCAGCUCGCAGAGUUACGAACAGAACAUCAAACAGAUUGGCACAUUUGCUUCCGUGGAGCAGUUCUGGAGAUUUUAUAGCCACAUGGUACGUCCCGGGGACCUGACGGGUCACAGUGACUUCCAUCUCUUCAAAGAGGGAAUCAAGCCCAUGUGGGAGGACGAUGCAAAUAAAAACGGCGGCAAAUGGAUCAUCCGCCUGCGCAAGGGCUUGGCAUCCCGCUGCUGGGAAAAUCUCAUCCUGGCCAUGUUGGGGGAACAGUUCAUGGUGGGGGAGGAGAUCUGCGGCGCCGUGGUCUCCGUCCGGUUUCAGGAGGACAUCAUCUCCAUCUGGAACAAGACUGCCAGCGACCAGGCGACCACAGCCCGAAUCCGGGACACGCUGCGGCGAGUGCUUAACCUACCUCCCAACACCAUUAUGGAAUACAAAACGCACACCGACAGCAUCAAGGCCUGGGAGGAGUUUCAUGGCCUGGUGAACAGCAGCGGCCGCUGAUCGGACGCUCCCCCUCUCUGUCUCUCACACCCAGGGGACAAUUCAAGCUUUCGAAAUACAAAAAUCACAUUGUGAAAGUAACCAGGCUGGCAAUAAUCCUUUUCUCUGUGUGUCUGUCUGUCUGUCUGAAACGGAUGGGAGGCCUCCAGCCAGGAGGCACCCCCGCCGUCCCCCCGCUCCACGGGUUCCCCUUUUGCACUCGUCCCCGGAGGAAGGAUUCCACUAGACGCCCUGCGGCAGCAGAAAGACAGAAAAGAUGACUUUGUAAUAGACACCACUUUUUUUUAAAGGGAUUGUGUGGGGGGGCGGGGGGGUGGGGUCAACUUUCUGUUUGUCUUUGGGCCCUCCGGGCUGCCUCCUCAGCAUCCCGUUGCUCUCUCUGUUAUUCUGCGCAAAGGGCCGAUUGUGAACGCGUGUACGCACCAGAGCCGAACCAAGGGGGAGCGGUAUUAUGAAUGUCUGCACCUGGGAAAAGCUUUUUUGUUGGCGAGCCACUUCACCUGUUCGGAAGUGCUCCCGCAUAGCUUUGCCAUUAAAUUAUUGGUUCUUUUUGUCUAUUUCUUUUCCCCUCCCCUCGCCCCCAUUCUUUAAAAAAAAAAAAAAGGGGGUCGAUGGGGUGACAGUCGAUGGCCAGGACUUAAUCGCGCCGACUGCCAGCCUUCUACCCCGCGGUUCGCUCCCAAGGACGCAAAUUCUCCCGCUCCAGAGCUCCGAUCAAGCGGUCUGCCCUAGCCUUGCUUAGGUCACUCAUGUCGGCGGGCCCUGAUGAAUUCAGAGCGGCAGGGCGGCCCGUAGGAUCUUUCCGGUAAGGAUCCACUCGAUCGCUUCCCAGCCCCACACAGCGCCCCGGGGGAGCGGGCCGUUGAAACCGGCGGCCGGCUUGAGAGCGGCCUGGCCGACGCUCAUCUGGGAAGACCCCCCCCGACCAAAGUCCCCAGAGGGAAGGGGUGCUCGGGCCCCACCAGGACGCCCAGGUAUCACCCGAAACACAACCGGAGUCUUCCCAAGAGCACGGGCUCAGGGCUGCCGCUCACCGGUCCGAGGAGCGUGAAAGCCCCCCACCAGAUCCAGAAGGACUGAAUUGGGUGAGACGGGGGCCCGAACAAGGAAGAAGGCAAUCGAGCCCGGAACAGCCUCCGGUUGGCACUGAUCCCUUAGCACUCGGGAGCAAAAAUAGCAGUGCCUUGACCCAAGGCCUCUAGGCCCUCUUCGACCGUUCUCAAAGCCUUCUUGGCCAGAUAGUGCUCCCUCCCUCCCCUCACACCCCCAUCAGAGAGAGCAUUCGAAAGUCACGGGAAUUUCUCCUUUGGGCUGUGUUGCUCCAUCUCCAACUUCUCCUCAGUCCCACUCGCAUUCUGAAAUGUUUUCGUAAUAUCAUCCUAAAAUGUUUUCAUCAGAGAGAGAGACGCGUCCCCGUGGCUGGCAAAGGUAGGAGUGUCCCAGCGGAUCUGCAAGUGACUGCAGCGUUAGGAACACAGAAGGUUAUAUCCUGGUGAAAAGCCAAAUCAACGAUCCUGAAUGGGGCUGCCGAGCGGGAAUCCAGACCUUUUCUCAGCCCAGCUCGGGCUGAAAGAAAGUACAAGUGCAAGUCAGUAGUCUUCAGUCUGGGACGUGUCCAGAUUUGAGAUUUGCCCCAAAGAAUGGCCAUUUGGGCAUUUAUUUGCCUGAAAAUGUGUCCGUGCACAUGUGGCACGUGUGCACGUGUACGCAUGUGCAUGCAUAGGCAGGUGUGCUCCACGUGCACACGUAUGCAUGUGCGGGCCCGUAUGUUUUCCAGCACGUAGGUUUCUUCACGCUACCUGGUUGUGUUGCUGUUGUCUACAUUUCUCCUUUUCACACUCACCUACUGUUCAGACUAGGACUGCCGCCCCUUUUGGAGCGGCUCACGUUUUUCCUUUUGGUACACGCCACCCUCGCCCCCUCCCCUCAACCCGCCACAGUAUUUGAGAUUUCUCCUCUUCCCCCGGCAAAAGCAAACUGUGGUACUGUGAGCUACAGUACUGGUUAUCGGUUCAGCUAUUUGGCUAUCCCUUUCGGACCGCAUCGAACCCUCCCGCUCCGCCGCUUGCCCGACGGCCAAUAUUGAGAAAAUUGCACUCCGAGCUCCCUCAAGACACCUGUUGGAAAGCUUGAUGCCGACGGAGGGACACCGAGGUAUUCCGUUGACUCACUUGGGCUAUAUCCAGCGCGUCCGGAGACCCGACGUGACCGUGGCGUGAGCUAUCGUCUGCAGAGAAGAGGAAAAGCAGUUCCGUGGAGGAUCCCGGCCGGACAAGUUAGCAGGUGGAAAGUUCAGCCUCCUCCCUUUCACUUUUCCUGCUGGGAACGGACAGCUUUUUGCCUCUCCGUCAACCUGCCGCCGCUCUUUCCCUCGGGGCUGCAGUUUCUGUUUGAAGAGGCCCCCGCCUCGUGUCACUCCUUCUCUUGUUUUUAUCCUUCCCACCCUGCUGUUUGGGUUGAUUUUUUAUUUUCCCACGACACCGUAAGCGGCACUAUUUUCUCGCACAUAGUAAAGCACAUGGUCGCUGGGGUUCCAAAGCAGGGCCUAUUUGGCUUGGGCUGGUGAGGAAAGUAAGAGAGACCAUGGUAAGAAUUUGUCACAGUGUUGCACCUUCAGAGCAUUGGUCUGCUGCAAUAAUAAACGGAAAAAAAAUGGGCAAGAA
Tachyglossus aculeatus (Australian echidna) is the source of this 3429-nucleotide messenger RNA. It is a transcript of the gene EIF4E2, whose product is annotated as eukaryotic translation initiation factor 4E family member 2. The record is from RefSeq and is a predicted model, not a curated record. The transcript is spliced from 8 exons. The coding region runs from base 56 to 766 and encodes 236 amino acids. Lineage: Eukaryota; Metazoa; Chordata; Mammalia; Monotremata; Tachyglossidae. Gene Ontology annotation, molecular function: translation initiation factor activity; RNA 7-methylguanosine cap binding. Gene Ontology annotation, biological process: translational initiation. Gene Ontology annotation, cellular component: eukaryotic translation initiation factor 4F complex; cytoplasm.